AUGGGUCGGCUCGACAACAAGGUUGCCAUUGUCACCGGAGCUGGGUCGGGCUUUGGCGAGGCGAUCGCGAAGCAUUACGUCGAGGAGGGGGCGAAGGUACUCGUCUGCGACAUCAACAACGAAGCGGGCGAGAAGGUGGCAGCCAAUUCCGAGGCUUUCGCGUUCCAGCAUGUCGACGUUUCCAAGAAGCAAGAUUGGGAUGCCGCUAUUCAGCGAGCCGUAGAGCUAUGGGGCAAGGUCGACAUCCUCGUGAAUAACGCGGGCACCACCUACAAGAAUAAGUCAACAAACGAUGUAACCGAGGACGAGUUUGAUCGAGUCUUCGCUGUCAACGUUAAGGGCGUCUACUUGGGGUGCAAUGCCUACACGGCACAGGUGCUGAAGCAGGGCACUCCGGGCGCAAUUGUCAACAUUGCAUCGGUGGGAGCGCACCGUCCGAGACCCGGGCUGGUUUGGUACAAUGCGUCCAAGGGCGCGAUUACGAACGCUACCAUGGGCCUGGCGGCUGAAUACGGGCCCAAGAAGAUCCGAGUCAACUCCAUCUGUCCGCUCGCGACCAUGACCGGCCUGCUGGAGACGUUCAUAGGCUCUGCCAUUACCGAGGAUGUCAAGGCGAGCAUUGUAGCGGGAGUGCCGUUGGGAAGGCUGGGAGAGCUGCGCGAUGUCACAAACGCGGCCGUCUGGCUGGCGAGCGAUGAAGCGUCAUUUGUGACCGGAGUCAACUUGGAUGUCGAUGGAGGACGCGCCAUUUGA
Messenger RNA from Lasiodiplodia theobromae, 753 nucleotides. Its product is annotated as Short-chain dehydrogenase/reductase SDR. The record is from RefSeq and is a predicted model, not a curated record. Lineage: Eukaryota; Fungi; Ascomycota; Dothideomycetes; Botryosphaeriales; Botryosphaeriaceae. The coding region runs from base 1 to 753 and encodes 250 amino acids. The transcript has 4 exons.